GCUUUUCACUCCAGCAACUAUCUGCUUCUCAAGUCGCCACUACUAGCCAUGGAGUUGGCUUGCGGCUGUUCCCUUGGCCAAUACAUGGCUAUAUUUGCUACAUCCGGUUCAAUCAGUAAUUUGGUUGAUAUACGUCGGGAUUUGAGGCAAAGAAGUCGCCAGAAGGGAGCAACUGCCUACCAAGCAGGUCUCGAGCAAUUCCGCUCCCAAUUCAUGACCAGACUUAGGAUAUCGGGUAAGGAUCUGAUCGAUAGAAAUGAUAUAGUCCACCAAAAGGGGCUGAUUGAGAUGGCACAUGAAUACAUCUGUGUUUGUGAGAAUGGUUCCUUGUACUGGCCCAGUACGAGCGAUGACGGAUCUCUUCGGUACCCCAGAGAUCAAUACGAGUAACUUGUCUCCCUCGUCACUUGGGUUCUCUCUAACAAUGUAAUAUAGGAUAUACACCAACAUCGUUUGGUUCUUCCUUCGAUGCAAUCUGAAAGAUAACGGGAAGAGGUUGCGCUCAACACGUCCACGAAUGAUGACUGCAGCCAACAACGGCCGGCGUCCGAGGAAUCCCAGCAAUGUUCUUGGCAGCGAGAGCCCUACACCAUCUCCUCCAGAUCACGAGGGCCCAUACAAUGCAGUAGCAGCAGCCAAUGAAGACGGUGAUUCUUCCUCUUCUUCAGAGAGUCCUCAGUCAAGCCAAACUUCGAGACAGGACAAAAUCAUGCAUAACAGACGUGCGGCCCCUUAUCGCAUAAAUUAUAGUCCGGACGAGUUGGCUGGAUAUGGUAUUGAUGAAUCGGGACAUCUAAUUCCUGACGCGCAGCCCCGACGUGUAAGUCAAAUGCAAGAUUUACAAGAUAAUCUUAGGCAUACGGGGCCCAAUCCACGACCAAAUAUGGGAGUUGAUCAUGGAGAGCGUGGGAGCAAUCCAUCGGCGGCGCAUACUACUUCAACGGGCACUCAGACGGGGCUGGAAACAAAUGAAUGUCGCGACAGAGAUCCCAAUGCACCUCCCCCUUCAUCUUUGAACUCAAAUAAUUCCACUCAGCAGUCCCAGCAAGCGAACCGCAAUGACAAUCAAUCCAGACCCAUGGGGGUACGGGAGUCCAUCGAAUCUGAACAAAUGCCGUCCAGCCCACCAUCCGAAAUCCCAAGAUCCCUAUCACCAGAACCCAAGCCCAGCGUUGACCUCAUAUUCAGCUACGAUAUCCUCCCGGGACUCAAUUUCCGCCUCGCGCACGGCGAAGAGAUCUUCUUAUUCCCCCGAGAGCUUGUGUUUCGGCUCCUGAAUUGGCGGCAUGACUUUGACUGGCUGCUCAUCUCGCUCGAAGCCCCAGGGGUGCUUUUUCAAGAACGUAUACCCAGAAAUGAUAAUCAGGAGUUUCGAAAGGUGAUGGCUAGAUUUGAACAGAUAGCUUGUGCUAUGAAGCGUGAUUAUGCUGAGAUGGGGCGAAGUGCAGUGAUUGAGGUUGCCUUUGUGCCGCAGUGUAAGGGACAUUCGCGAACUGUGCUAUUGGACGCUUGGCAGAGACGCUGGGAGAGAUCCCAGGGCAUUGUGGUAUGAGCUGAGAUUUGGCGGAUAUGAACUGGAAGAUAUAGACUUUAUAGACAUAGACCAUUGAUUUCGGAAUAUAGACCUAGGGAUAAACUGAGACGGAUAAAAGCGCAAUGCACUGAGCGGUGGGACGCCUUAUAAUGUGACUCCGUUGACGAACUGCUCC
Fusarium verticillioides 7600 is the source of this 1709-nucleotide messenger RNA. RefSeq lists its product as hypothetical. NCBI's taxonomy places the organism in Eukaryota, Fungi, Ascomycota, Sordariomycetes, Hypocreales, Nectriaceae. Bases 518 to 1552 code for a protein of 344 amino acids. The record is from RefSeq and is a predicted model, not a curated record. The transcript is spliced from 3 exons.